AUUCAUUAUUACGUUUUAUUUUCUGAAUCAGUUCCAAAAUGCCUGGACAAUAUACAAACUACCAUUACACCCGUUCGAUAAUGGUGCUGCUGCGCUGCCUGUGGGCCACUUUCUAUCUCUGGGCGAUGAUGCACGCGGCAGCCAUCCUGCCGAUUCCUCUAGAGCGUUGGGAGGCAAAUUUCUGGUCCAAGAAACUGAAGUACAUAUUGACCUAUAAGAGCAUGUUUGAGUACAAAAUGAAGAACGAGAUGUACAUCUACGUCAUGGUGCUCGUGCUGCUGUACAGUCUGUUCCGCUGUUGCCGUUGCAGCUUCGUUGGAGUCCGAUAUUUUACGGCAGAAGUGGAUAAGCCCCUGGGAUAUCGUCUCCUGAUCUUUAAGACUCCUUACUGUGUGUCCUUCCUCUACUGCUGGGCCUUCAGCAUCGCGAGCACAACAUGCGCCAUUUUUGACGUGGCUCAGCUGGAUGAGAGUGGCAAAACCCAUAUUGUGUUUUGCCAACUGGUCACAGCCCUGAUCUUCAAGCUUCUGGUUCUGGCCAAUGCCUUCUCGGUCACUCUCCGCAUUUGGGGCUACUUGAAGAUAUUCGAGGCGGAGUCGGCUGAGAAUCAACUCAUAUACCACAAUUUCGGCGAUCACUUAAAUUUAUUCUUUCGCGUUUAAAAA
Molecule: messenger RNA, 665 nt
Organism: Drosophila takahashii
Lineage: Eukaryota; Metazoa; Arthropoda; Insecta; Diptera; Drosophilidae
Source: RefSeq, a predicted model, not a curated record